Molecule: messenger RNA, 1776 nt
Organism: Adineta ricciae
Lineage: Eukaryota; Metazoa; Rotifera; Eurotatoria; Adinetida; Adinetidae
Source: the annotation of a GenBank genome assembly
AUGCUGUCGUUGGUAGAUGUUACAUCGAAUAUAAUUGAUCGGGAAGCAUUUGCUUCGUGUACAAAUGAUUAUACCCGCAUAAAACAACUUCUCUCAUCGUCUGAUUUUGUUUCUCAUCUUCAAAAAUCCUUACCACUAUUAUUAGAUGAACGAACAACCGAUUCCAAAUGCAUCAAAACAUCGAACGAAUACCGAGAGAAAGGCAAUGCAGCCUAUGCAUCACACAACGAUCAACUUGCUCUAUUACUUUAUAAUCAAGCUAUUCGCUACGCUCCACCCUAUUCUCGUGAACUUUCACUUGCUCUAGGAAAUCGUUCAGCAGUAUUGUCGAAUCUCAAACAUUACCAGCUAGCAUUGCAAGAUGUUCAUCAUGCCUUAGAUUUCCUAUCAUCCAAUGAAGAAGAUGAUACUCGACGACAACGUCUUGAACAACGCUUAUAUCAAUGUUUAAAACAUCAAUCCGAAGAAGCCGAGUCGAACCGUGAUAAACAUACCCAAUUGGAAAAUGAACUCACCGAAUUGAAAUCGAAUCAAACAUAUAAUGCAAAUUAUUCAAGUUUAACUUCUCACGCUGAUAUAAAAUAUGCAUCCGAUCGUGGUCGACAUGUCGUAUCAUCGAAUGUAUCUUCAACUUUAAAACCUGGUACUAUCAUCUUGGUCGAACAAGCCUACGCAUCAGUUUUACUACCAUCAGCAUGGUCAACUCAUUGUCAUACGUGUUUGCGUCGACUGCAUCUUCUUCUUUUCGUUUGUUCACAAUGUACACGAGCGGUUUACUGUUCAUCUGAAUGCUUACAACGUUCCAUAGUCUGGCACGCAUUCGAAUGUCGUUUAACAAUUGAUCGUCUCGACAAAAUGCAAUUCUUAGCAUUACGUUUAUUAACCAAAACAGGUUGGCAAUAUUUAUUGAAGCAUAAACUUCAAUUCGAAGAUUAUCUCAAACAAGACCAACCAGUUAACAAUGGACUUCAUUCUUACAAUCAAGAACAAGAAGUCUAUGAAUGGAAUGAUUACGAAAAUAUACUAAAACUCGAAACGAAUUCGCAUCGACGCUCAGUCGAUGAUUUACUUCAUCGAGCGGUACAAGCGUGUCUCAUUGGAAUAUCAUUGAUCAACAAUACAUCAUUUGCUCAGCAAGCCUAUGAAAACCUAGAUUAUCAAGUCUACAUUUGUUCGUUGCUUUUAUCUCAUCUUCAAUCGUUACCAUGUAAUGCACAUGAAAUAUCCGAAUUUAUUCACCAUCGUGCAGCACCGCUGUCAUCGUCAUGCAUUGAGAUAGGCGCAGGAAUUUAUGCGACAUUGAGUCUGUUCAAUCAUUCGUGCAAUCCAAAUGUUAUACGGAAUUUUAUUGGUGAUACAGUAGUGGUUCGUUUACUUGCCUCGAUCUCAUCCGAUAAUGUUGAAUUAACAGAUAAUUAUGGAUGUUUAUCGGCAAUGAUGGAAAAAGUUGAACGGCAGAAGAAACUUCAUGAACAAUAUCGUUUUCAAUGUCAAUGCCAGCCGUGUGUUGACCAAUGGCCAAACUAUGAUCAAUUGCCUGAAGGACUUGGUGCUGGAAUGACACCAUCGAAAGAAUUCGAUGAAGCUUUUCAACGUUUAGUUCAAGGAGAAAGUCCUACAAGAGAUGAUUUGAGCGUAUAUGAAGAUUUUAUCGAUCAAUGCGAUCGGCAAUGGCAAGACAAGAAGAAAAUCAAAGGAAAGGUCUAUAACAAUGCACAAGAAGCAUAUAAACAGUGUUUAAACUUUUUCUAUCAUUCAUUUCAUUCGGAAGAUUAG